Branchiostoma floridae (Florida lancelet) is the source of this 2520-nucleotide messenger RNA. RefSeq names its product mediator of RNA polymerase II transcription subunit 25-like. NCBI's taxonomy places the organism in Eukaryota, Metazoa, Chordata, Leptocardii, Amphioxiformes, Branchiostomatidae. Gene Ontology annotation, cellular component: membrane. The transcript has 7 exons. The coding region runs from base 787 to 1953 and encodes 388 amino acids. The record is from RefSeq and is a predicted model, not a curated record.
UUAAAUGGCACCUCGAGAUCCGUAACCCGAAGACCACGUCUACUGAAGCCAUAGGCUCUAUUAUCAUCAUCUAACGCAAUGAUAUAUAUACUUCUGAUACUUCCAGAAGUGUCAUGAGUAGCAUGUUCUUCAUACAGAUUGAAAUACACAUGAAGCAAGACAGCAUAGAGACUUUCUUACGCAAUAUUUGUUAUGUCAACUCUUAGAAGAGCACUGUUUUACACGAUGACAGAGACGAUGAUUCUAUGACGAACGUGCUAUAAGAAGAUGUGCUUGUUCCAUCCAUGUAAUGGAUGACAUUGGAACGUUAAACAUGUGAUUGAAAAAUCCUUGCGGCACCUUGUAAUGGACUCUGCAGCACCACAUACUCAUAUUUUGAAAAGGAUUUACGUCAACACAAGCUUUAUGUUUUUUUUACAAUUUCUAUUGUCAUGAGUUCGACAAGGAAACCAGAGUCGUUAUUGUCAAGUGUCUUUUUCGCUUUUUUUAUCUCUCAGCUCCUGUUCAUUGAAAUAAGGUAUACCGCUUCAUAUGUAUGUCAUUUGUAAGAAUCGGAGCAACAUACUGAGUUCCCUUGUCAUUUGACAUCACCUAUUUGAAAAUGUUGAAGCAACAAAUCGAUUGAGGCAAUGUACGUGUCACAAAUACCAAAGUUGCACAACAACAAGUGGGAGGCACGUAAGGACGUUGACCUUCGACCCUAUCACAUACACCAGUGGGUGAGGCCCAACGCAGGGGAACAUUCUUUAAGUUGCUGACGUCGCAGUGCAUCGUUACACCAGAAUCAUGCACAUGUUCCAGCAACCCCGCCCUACUCCAAAAUGUUUUGGCGGGAACACCGUCAAAGCGUUGUCUAUCACACAGAUAGUGUGUGGAUCCCUGGCCAUACUACUGGGCAUCGCUAUCAUCAUACCGGGCAGUGAGCUCUUCCGAACUGGGUAUCCUGUCUGGACCGGGGCGUUGUUCCUCUCUACAGGAAUAAUCGGCAUCUUUGCGGCGAAACGCAAGACCAAAUGUAUGAUCAUACCUCUAAUGGUUCUGUCCAUCUUCUCGUCAAUCUUCGCGGGAACCGUUACCCUCGUCCUUGCGGCCAUCGCACUUUCAAAUGAUGUCUGGGGAUGGUGCUGGAAUUUUCCAGGCAGUGAAUGUCCAACGGGCGCCAUCAUCGCGUUUGACGUCCUGCUGAUCCUACUGGCCCUCCUGGAGCUGGGCCUGGCCAUCGCCACCUCCGUCAUGACGUGUUAUGCGAUCUGUCCGGGCUGCACCGAGGGAAGUACGGACAGUUGUACCUGCUGUGAUACAUGUAACAACAGUGGAUACCAGGCACCAGCAGUUGCCUAUCAGGUGGGAGCAGACGGCAGACUGGUCCAGAUACCCGGCCAGUACGUCAUGCAGGGGGGACAGCCCAUCGUCAUGACACCGUUCCCUCCAAACCAGCCACAAUACGCCACGGCCCUUCCCUCAGGAACCACGGCCCUUCCCUCUGGAGCCGCGGUCCAACAACCCCUACUCGUCACACAGACACCUGCCAACAUGGCUGCUGCCGCUGGGGCCGGGCAGGGUCCCAAGCCACAAGGGAACGUUGUGUUUGUCCCGGUGCAGGGUGUCGCUCCUGCAGCACAUCAGUAUCAUGUAGCACCGCCGAUGUCAACAGGUGGGCACGGAAACGCGCAAUAUGUCAUCGCCACACCCACAGCACAAGCGGCAGGUCAGCAGUCGCUACAGUCCGUACCACAGGUUCAGUUCCAGCAGCCCAGCCAGGCCGCGCCCUACCCGCACCCAGCACAACUCCAGCCACAACAGCAUCCAACCGUACCCCAGGGACAAGCCUCUGCCCCACCCACGGGACCUUCCCCUCCCCCCAGCUACCAGCCUGAUGAUCCUGACGCUCGUGGCGUUGCAAACCAGGCCAUGCCGACUGAGCAAGACGACGAGCCUCUCAUUGAAGAUUAAGCGGAAACCUCGAGAUCUGUAAUCCGAAGACCAUGCCCAGUGAAACCAUAGACUAUACUCUCUUUCAUCAUCUAACGUAAUAAUAUAUAUAGUGUCUUUAGGUACAAAAUAACGUAAUAAUUUAGUGUAUUUAUGCACAAACUAAACUUUCAGACGUGACAUGAAUAGCAUGUUGAGUUCUUCAUACAGAUUUUGAAAUACAUGUGUACAAAUGGAGCAAGACAGCAUAGAGACUUUAUUACGCAACUAUUUAUGUCAAAUCUAAGAAGAGCUCGGCUUUAACUGUUGAUUUACACGAUGAUAGACAAUGAUAGUACAAUUCUAGGACGAUCCUAGUAUAUGAAAAUCUAAAGACAUGAAAGGUGCUUGUUCCUUCCAUCUAAUGGGAGACAUUAGAACGUUAAACAUAUGAUUGAUAAAUCAUUGCGGCACUUGGAAUGGACUCUACAGCACCUUAUAGUCUAAUUUCAAAAAGAGUAGAUAGCGGGAAUAAACAUAAGUUUGAUGUUUUUCUUACCCUUUAUAUUGUCAUGAGUUUGAAAAGGAAACCAAAGUCGCCAUUACCAA